AUGUUAAAUGAAGAAAAUGUUGAAAGAGUUGCAGUCUUAAUUAGCUGUGGAGAAAAAGAACAGUUAAUUGGAGUUCCCCAAUUAGAAAAUGGUGCUGGCAGUACAAUUGCAAAAUCUGUUUAUUCAGAACUUGGAAAGUGGGGUGCACUAUACAAGAUUCAAGCAAUGUCCUUUGACACAACUGCCGUGAAUUCUGGCCGCAUUAAAGAAAACAUCGUGUUUGCGGCUCAUGGUGCUUUUCAUCACGCAAGGACUGAAUUGAGGAGGUAUCUUAAAAGAAAUGUAGAUUUAGACAAUUUUAUGGCGGUUUUCCUUUCGAAAGAAGAAACGCUUGAUGGAAUACUUCCAAAUGAUUUUCACCAAUUAAAACAAAUGUUUUUGCUGAUCGAUGCUAAUGGAGAUGGUGUUAUUUCGUUGGAAGAGAUUGACAAUACAUCCAUAAAGGAUUACGUUGAGCGAUAUUUUACUAGUCACACGAAGCUGACGGACGACUAUACUUAUCACAUUAAUAUCAAACAUGCUGUUGAAUCAAAUUCAGACACGUUAAUUGUACUUUGUCCUGCUAAACAACACGAGUUCACCGGUCGAAACUUAAGAACAUUUUUGUUAUCAAGUGUUAUGUUGGAUGUCUCUGUUGUUGAGUAUGUUAAAUUUCUUGUCACGUAG
This is a messenger RNA of Helobdella robusta, 666 nucleotides long. RefSeq lists its product as hypothetical. The record is from RefSeq and is a predicted model, not a curated record. Gene Ontology annotation, molecular function: calcium ion binding. Lineage: Eukaryota; Metazoa; Annelida; Clitellata; Rhynchobdellida; Glossiphoniidae. The transcript is spliced from 7 exons. Bases 1 to 666 code for a protein of 221 amino acids.